This is a messenger RNA of Bolinopsis microptera, 2800 nucleotides long. RefSeq lists its product as uncharacterized. Lineage: Eukaryota; Metazoa; Ctenophora; Tentaculata; Lobata; Bolinopsidae. The transcript has 6 exons. The coding region runs from base 432 to 836 and encodes 134 amino acids. Gene Ontology annotation, biological process: spindle assembly. The record is from RefSeq and is a predicted model, not a curated record. Gene Ontology annotation, cellular component: HAUS complex; cytosol.
AGGAUGGCAUUAGUAAAGGACAGAUCUGAGCUUGAGAGUAAAAUGUUAGAAAUUCAGCAGUGGCUUGCCACUCUGCCUGGUGACCUCCAGAACGAAUUUUAUGAGAUAGAUGAGUUUACUGUGGAGUACCUCUACCAACUUUGUCAGUCGAGUAAAAAGAAGGACGAACACUUGGAACUAAUGACAAAGACAACUCAGAAAAGGCAGAAGAAUACUCCACUGAAAAUGAUCGUAUCACCAAAGAGCUCGCAACUAACGGUGUUUCGGAGAUUGAUUUGAGUGGCGAGUGUCUGGAAACGUUAUCAGAACUCGCUGACGUUGGUAACAUUCUAGGGUUGAGCCAGCCUACUUUAGAGAACUAUUUGAUCAAUCUAUCGGAUCACACGACCGAAGAGUUGGAACUAAAAGACAAGUUAAAAAAGCAAGAAGUAAUGAUGAAAACCUUGUCGGAGAAGCUGGAAAGUCUUGAUCUCACUAUUUCUAAAUUGAAUGCUGAAUGCGAGGAUGCAGCAAAUAAUAGGAGCGAUGAUAUCGACCUGCCUGUCGAGAUAGAGACAGCAAAAGCUCAAGCGCAGCAUUACGUAGAGAGCACUAAAGAAUUCAAGAAGUUGCUCAGUGCCAGUGGUAUUAAGAAGGAGUACACUCACGAGCACCUACAGAAGAUGUCAGAUAAAGUGUCAGCACUCUCCGCAGACAUUGAGCAAACAAAGAAGAGGAUAGCUGACUUCAAGGAGCUUCCUCCGAGCAUUCCUCUGGCUCUGGAGAAGAUAAGACUCAUUAAAAUAGAGAUUGCAACUGUUGAGCAGGAGUUCCCUGAACUAGCUUGUGUUUCUUGAGGGAUUGGGAGAGCUGCAUUUUACUUGCAGACAGAAUUAAGUAAUUUGCGACAAAGAAACUGAAGUAUUCACUUGUGUUGUUAAAACACCACUGCAUAUAUAUUGACAUGAUUUAAAGAGCAGUAAUUAUUGACGAACAUAUUUGAAUCCUGUAAUGGGCUGGUUUUAACUUUUUACUGAAAACGUGACAAUUCAUUGUAGUGAUCUGUAAAUAGUUUAUCUAACAUAUUAUUUGUAAUCUGUUCAAUUUAUUAGUGCUACUAGUACAUUUUAUUAUAGCAUCGAUAGGUGAUUAUACCCGAUAGCAUAUUGAACUAUUGAAAUUGUUUAUAUUUGAUGAACAAUACUGUACUAAUAUUUACUUAACAUAUUAUAUUAGUAUAAUGAAACGCAUUUUAUUUAAUAUUAUCCUUUUUUGUACUUCUAGCUCGGUUGCAUAAUUCCCAAGCUGUACUAUAAUUUACCCGGUGACUAAAUCAACAAAAUUAGGAACUGAUUGAGUAUAAAUUUAUAAGUUUUUAAAUGUAUAAACAGAUUUUCGUAACUAUGCUUUGUUUAGAAGUAAUUAUCUGUUUUUCAUAGCUCAGCCACACAUGAUUGGACCUAAACGGCUGCUCAAUGGGCUCUCAAGACAGAUUAAAGUGUACGGAAGCAACGUUAACAUCCUCAAAACACCCACAGAAUUCCGGGACACCUUACUGAAACUUUCCUCAGAAGUGAAGGAAAGAUCUAGAAUAUCUACACUCUACAUAGGAACGGGAGAUACUGAACACGGUGUCGUAAACAACCUUGUCAGCUCUGUCAAGAAACACGGCUGUGAUGUGAGUUUGAUGAUUGACAGGUACCGGGGUACCCGAGACGGUGGGAUUAUACUGAAAGACUUGCGGAGGAUGGGACUGGUUCACCUUUAUCAGGCUCCUUAUUGGAGCAGAGUCCGGUACAACAAACCCGGUAUUAUUGGGGAACUGCUGGGGGUACACCACAUGAAGUAUUACUUGUUUGAUGACAAUGUCAUUAUAUCAGGAGCUAAUAUGAGUGAUAUUUAUUUUGAUAAACGACAAGACAGGUACUUUCUGAUUAAAUCCAAGCAGUUGGCUGACUAUAUUUGUUUUUUUCAUAGUCUACAUUCUACCUGUGCUAAAGUGUGGGAUGUUGGUAAUUACGGCAGGUCUCAUUGGCUUGGUAAGGGGAAUCUAAAUAUAGCCUCAACGACAGCAGGUAAUUUCACUUGUAACACAUCCAUUGAGAAGGAUACAACUCUAAGAGAUUUAGGACCUUCAGACGGUGAUACGUUUAUCUACCCCAUCUUUCAAAUGCCUUGCUUCUCAGUCCACCAAAUCGACGAAGCCUUGGACUUGUUAUUGAAUACAGCGGAUUCAAAUCAGAACUUUACUCUUUCUUCUGGCUACUUUAAUCCUUCAAAACGGUUACUUGAUUCUCUGAAACAUACUAAAGCUCAAGUUGAUAUCAUCAUACCCUCUAACGAAGCGAAUGGUUUUUAUAAAGGAGCUUCUUUGAAAGGAUUGGUACCCGACAUGUAUAAUUUAUCUGCUAUGAGAACCCUUCAAAAGUGUCCCAAUGUUAAUAUAUUUCAGUAUAGUAGAGAUGAUUGGUCUUACCAUGCUAAGGGUUUGUGGUCCAACAAUCUUACGAUUUUGGGAUCUUCUAAUUUCAAUCAACGGUCUUCAAGUAGAGACACAGAGUUCUCUGUUGCUAUAGUUACUGAUAAUGAUGAACUGAAGGACAGUUUACUUGCAGAAAGGGAUAGUUUGAGGCUUCAUUCUGGUGAUCUUCAGAAAUGUUAUCGAUCAAUAAGCGCUGUGGGCUUCCCUAUUAUGUCUCAGUUUCUGUAGUUAUUUAUUUUUGAAAGUUAUGUAUACAAUUAAUAUGAUUCAUGUUCAUUUUUUAUGUCGUGGUUUCAAUACUCUUGUCGAAAUCAUUUAAUGUGUCUCAUUUCACCUCGA